This is a messenger RNA of Medicago truncatula (barrel medic), 1644 nucleotides long. Its product is annotated as soyasapogenol B glucuronide galactosyltransferase. NCBI's taxonomy places the organism in Eukaryota, Viridiplantae, Streptophyta, Magnoliopsida, Fabales, Fabaceae. The coding region runs from base 6 to 1469 and encodes 487 amino acids. The record is from RefSeq and is a predicted model, not a curated record. Gene Ontology annotation, molecular function: UDP-glucosyltransferase activity. The transcript has a single exon.
UAAACAUGGAAACUCAAACCCAACAACUCAAUGUUACUUUUCUACCAUAUCCAACUCCUGGCCAUAUGAACCCUAUGAUUGACACAGCAAGACUAUUUGCAAAGCAUGGUGUUAAUGUUACCAUCAUCACUACACAAGCAAAUGCCUUGUUAUUCAAGAAAGCCAUCGACAACGACUUGUUUUCUGGAUAUUCCAUCAAAACUUGUGUGAUUCAAUUCCCUGGAGCCCAAGUAGGUCUCCCAGAUGGUGUUGAAAACAUCAAAGAUGCCACUUCCCGUGAAAUGCUUGGUAAAAUCAUGCUUGGAAUUGCGAACAUCCAUGAUCAAAUUGAGAUUUUGUUCCGUGAUCUCCAACCAGAUUGUAUAGUCUCAGAUAUGUUAUAUCCAUGGACAGUGGAAUCAGCUGCAAAACUCGGCAUUCCAAGGCUUUACUAUUACAGCUCAAGCUACUUCUCAAGUUGUGCAGCUCACUUUAUCAAGAAGCAAAAGCCUCAUGAGAAUUUAGUUUCUGAUUCUCAAAAAUUCUUAAUUCCUGGUCUUCCACAUAACAUUGAGAUUACUUCUUUACAAUUACAAGAAUAUGUGAGGGAAAGGAGUGAAUUCUCAGACUAUUUUGAUGCUGUACAUGAAUCGGAGGGAAGAAGCUAUGGAACUCUAAGCAAUAGCUUUCACGAACUUGAAGGUGAUUAUGAGAAUCUUUACAAGAGCACAAUGGGGAUCAAAGCAUGGAGCGUAGGACCAGUUUCAGCAUGGGUUAAAAAGGUGCAGAAUGAAGACCUUGCAGUAGAGUCGGAAUUGCUUAACUGGCUUAAUUCAAAGCCAAAUGAUUCUGUGUUGUACAUAAGUUUUGGAAGCUUGACAAGACUCCCUCAUGCUCAGAUUGUAGAAAUAGCUCAUGGUCUGGAAAAUUCCGGUCAUAAUUUCAUUUGGGUUGUUAGGAAAAAAGAUGGAGAAGGAGGUGAAGAUGGUUUUCUUGAAGAUUUUAAGCAAAGGAUGAAAGAAAACAAAAAGGGAUAUAUCAUAUGGAAUUGGGCACCACAGCUUCUCAUAUUAGGCCACCCUGCAACAGGAGGGAUAGUGACUCAUUGUGGUUGGAAUUCAAUUCUUGAAAGCCUUAGUGUUGGUUUACCCAUGAUUGCAUGGCCAAUGUUUGCUGAGCAAUUUUACAAUGAGAAAUUGCUUGUUGAUGUUUUGAAGAUUGGAGUUUCAGUUGGAUCAAAAGUGAACAAAUUUUGGUCUAAUGAGGGUGAGGGUGAGGUUGCAGUAAUUAGAAGGGAAGAGAUUGCAAAGGCUGUUGAGAUUUUGAUGGGAAGUGAAGAAGAGAGCAUAGCAAUGAGGAGGAGGGUAAAAAAACUUGGUUAUGCUGCAAAGAAGAGUAUAGAUGAGAAUGGAACCUCUUACAACAACUUGAUGCAAUUAAUAGAUGACCUAAAAUCAUUGAAGACAUCAAGAAGGCUUGACAAACAGUAACGGUGUUUCAUGAUGUAUUGCUUAAAUAUUAUCAUUUUGAAAGGAACUACUAUCAAUUAGAGUUCAAUUCGGUUAUGAAACUUUACAAUUCGGUUGUGCUUAGGAAAGUGUUGGUUAGAAGUCUCACAAAAUGAUUUAUAUUUUUUUAUAUGGUAUAAUAGCUUAAUUUCUAUUU